AUGACAUCAUUGAAAGAUUCCUCUUCAAUAACUUCCUCUGUGGAUGGCACGACCAUCAAAACUAUUUAUGAAGCUGCUCCACUUAGUACACUCAAAUUGUCAGAUAAAUGGGUCACUUCAUGUGAUAAAAUGACUCUAACUUAUAAUACUCAAAAGGAGAAUUGUGGUGAAUGUGAAGUUGGUGAUGAAUACAACAAUAUCUAUUUUGAUUGUAUGGCUUACAAGACAAGUGGUAUAAAUACACUCACAAUUGAUGACAAUAAUUCUGGAUUAUUUACUAAUAAAAAACUAAUAGUGUAUCGAGAUGGAAUCACUGUAUCAAAAGAUGUCGUCUUUUCCGAACUGAGUUUGUCAAAUAGAAAUAACAUCUUGAUACAAUGUACAACCGAAGGAAGCCAACCAAUCGUGAAACCAAAAGUACUCACAGACUACAAGUCACUGACUUUGAAAAAUGUUGUUCUUGACUUGACCGGUGUUACUGCUAAUAUAGCAUUGGCGUCGCUCACUCUUGUGAACUCAGUUGUGAAAUAUCCAACUCUUGAAACAAACAAUGUGGUAAACAUUGGGACCUUAUCGAUGGACUCUAAAAGUAAGGUAGAGGUGCCAACCGGAUAUAAACUUGUUGUUGAGACAGCAAACUUCGAUAUGUCUACACUCGAAGGUGAUAACAAUGGUCCACUGAUCAACACGGAUUCAUUUGCAUCGUUUGUAGUUAAUGGAAUCGUUUCUGUUCAAGACCCUCCAACAGCAACACAUUAUAUGGUCAUUGCAAUAAGCACAUCAGCACAAGUGUAUCAAGGCUCUCUGCCAACACAAAUCAAAAACAAGUGCUCACAAAGAGCACUAGUGUAUAACUCAGACGUUCAGUCAUUCAAUUGUUCGUCUCUUACA
This is a messenger RNA of Entamoeba invadens IP1, 891 nucleotides long. RefSeq lists its product as hypothetical. NCBI's taxonomy places the organism in Eukaryota, Evosea, Mastigamoebida, Endamoebidae. The record is from RefSeq and is a predicted model, not a curated record. The transcript has a single exon. The annotation marks the transcript as partial.